GUUCUCUAACGACACUGUGACUGCGUCACUACUCUGCGACGGAUGUUCCUUUGCAACGUGUUGAAGAAAAAUUCACGUGUGAGCAUUUGUCCCACUCGGUACAUACAGAAGUUGCCUGUUUAUUAAAACAUUGUAAUCGAGUCUCUGUGUACGUCAGAGUCAUGGGUCGGAAGUUAGAUCCUGCUAGCAGGGUGAAGAGAGGACCUGGGAAAAAAGCAAGAAAGCAGCAGGGAGCAGAGACAGAGUUGGCCAAGUUCAUACCUGAUGAGGACGCAGAAUCAAAACGUCUUUCAAGUAGAGCCAGAAAGAGAGCUGCAAAGAGGGCACAGGUUUCUGAAAAGCCUAAGGUCGCUGGGGAACAGCCCAAGAAAGGAUUCACUGAUGAAAACAGUAAAUGGUUGAAACCUGCGAAAAGGAAGCGGAAAAAUGAUGAACCUGAAAGUGAGGAUGACAGUGAAAAUUACUCUGAGGAAGACGGAGAGGUGGAGGAGCAGCCUCUGAAUAAGAAAGCAGGAAAGGAUCAAGGACAGAAAGUUAAAAAAGCAGGACUGAAAGAAGUGGUUGAUGAGGAUGAUGGUGAUGAUGAUGAUGAUGACGACGACAACGACGAUGAAAUGGUUGAUGACUACGGUACAAUUGAUGAUGGCAGUGGAGACGAAGAAGAAAGUGAUGGAGAGGAACUCCUUCCUAUUGAGCGUGCAGCCAAGAAGGAGAAAAAGCAGAAAGAAACCAUGGGUCUGGAGAGUGAUGAAGACGACACCGAUGAGGAGGAGGGGGAAGAGGGAGAUGAUGAUGAGGAAGAUGAGAAAUCAGACGGCGAUAUGGAGGAGGAUGAAGACACAGUACAGGUCAACAUGGAUGAAAUGGACAGAUUCAGGCUACCUGGGCCAGAGGCGAGUGAGAAGGAAGGUAUCUUGCCUAUAGACCUGAAGACAAUUUAUCAAAGAAUAAAGGACAACAUUGAUGUUUUGUGCAAUUUUUCAACAAAACGGGAGGAGGGCAAAGCUCGAACAGAGUACAUAUCUCUUCUGAAGAAGGAUCUCUGCGCUUAUUACAGCUACAACAACUUCCUCAUUGAGAAAUUAAUGGAACUCUUUCCUCUGUCAGAGCUGGUUGAUUUCCUUGAGGCCAAUGAAAUUCAGAGACCUGUCACCAUCCGGACCAACACUCUAAAAACAAGGAGGCGAGAUCUUGCACAGGCCUUGAUCAACAGAGGAGUUAACCUUGAUCCUCUGGGGAAGUGGUCUAAAGUGGGUUUGGUGAUUUACGACUCCUCUGUACCUAUAGGUGCAACCCCAGAAUACCUGGCUGGUCAGUAUAUGCUACAAGGAGCCUCCAGUUUCCUACCAGUCAUGGCUCUUUCACCGCAGGAGGGAGAGUCUGUGCUGGACAUGAGCUCAGCUCCAGGAGGCAAGACGACCUAUAUUGCUCAGCUAAUGAGAAACACGGGUGUGAUUGUGGCUAAUGAUGCAAAUGCUGAAAGACUGAAGAGUGUGGUUGGAAACAUCCACCGUCUCGGCGUCACCAACACUGUUGUCUGCAACUAUGAUGGCAGGCAGUUUCCCAAGGUAAUGGGAGGGUUUGAUAGAGUGCUGCUUGAUGCGCCCUGUUCAGGCACUGGAGUGAUCGCUAAAGAUCCAGCUGUGAAGACCAGCAAGGAUGAAGCAGACAUCCUUCGUUCAGCUCACCUUCAGAAAGAACUGAUUCUGUCUGCAAUUGACUCUAUUGACGCUCAGUCCACUACAGGAGGAUAUCUGGUCUACUGCACAUGUUCAGUAACGGUGGAGGAGAAUGAAUGGGUGGUGGACUACGCUUUAAAGAAGAGAAAUGUCAAAUUAGUUCCCACAGGACUUGACUUUGGCAAGGAAGGCUUCACCAGGUUUAGAGUACGCAGAUUCCAUCCUUCCCUAAAGCUCACAAGACGAUUUUACCCUCAUUCUCAUAAUAUGGAUGGGUUUUUUGUGGCCAAGCUGAAGAAGUUCUCAAAUGUGAUUCUGACUGCACCUGCAGAGAAAGAAGCUGAGAAUGAGGCUGCUGAGGCAACAGUAAUUACAACCCCCCCUGUAGAGGAACCUUCCAAAAGUAAAGAGAAGAAGACUCCUCUCAUCAAGCCAGGCAGCCCAAAAGAAAAAGCUCAAACCAAUGGGACGGCCAUGGCAACUGCAAACAAGUCAAAAAGCACUGGACCAAAGAAGGCGAAAGUUGCCAAGAUUGAGAAAGGGGCAGAGGCUAAGAACAGCUCUGCAGAUGGCAAAAAGGAGGGGAAAAGAUUUGAGAAAAAGCACGGCAAAAAGAAGAGCGCCAUGAAGGCAAAAAAUCGAAUGGGAAAGAAUAAAUUUAAAAAGUUGAAAAGCAUGUUAAGAAAACAGAAUUUAAAGUGACCGUAUGUAAAAACAAGUCUCAGUCUGUGAGGUCAUGAGACCUCCCUUUAAAGGAUAUUCAAGGUUCUGUGCUGUGCUUUCAUUACUGAUAUGUGUCAAUGUGGUAUGACUGCAACAGCAUCAUGUACAGAUAAAAUGGACUUAUUAGUGAAGCUCUCACUUUGGUCUUUACUCCUUUUUUGUUUUUGUUCAUUGUGUUUUUCUUUUGUCAACUUUGCAAGGUGCGACAUCUUGCAUUUUGUGACAAUAAAUCUUUUAAGAUAUCCCCUA
Betta splendens (Siamese fighting fish) is the source of this 2651-nucleotide messenger RNA. RefSeq names its product NOP2 nucleolar protein homolog (yeast) (gene nop2). Lineage: Eukaryota; Metazoa; Chordata; Actinopteri; Anabantiformes; Osphronemidae. The record is from RefSeq and is a predicted model, not a curated record. Gene Ontology annotation, molecular function: RNA binding; rRNA (cytosine-C5-)-methyltransferase activity. Gene Ontology annotation, cellular component: nucleolus. The transcript has 16 exons. The coding region runs from base 162 to 2381 and encodes 739 amino acids. Gene Ontology annotation, biological process: maturation of LSU-rRNA; rRNA base methylation.